Messenger RNA from Auanema sp. JU1783, 2256 nucleotides. NCBI's taxonomy places the organism in Eukaryota, Metazoa, Nematoda, Chromadorea, Rhabditida, Rhabditidae. The record is from the annotation of a GenBank genome assembly.
AUGCAAAUUGAUUGUGAAGAGUCAUUGACAAGCUGGUUAGUUAAAGAGCUAGGACCAAUAUGUGAUGCCGAACCUUCUGCCUUAGCCAAAUAUGUUGUAGCGUUAGUGAGGAAACAGGGUAAAACUGACGAAGAGUUGAAAUUUCACAUAACUGAACAGUUGGAGGAUUUCCUUCAUGGACACACUAAAAAGUUCAGCGAUAAGUUAUUUACUGUGCUUAAAAGCAAAUCGUAUAUGGCGACGACGACAACAACGACAGCCAAGAGUAUUGUUCAGGAGCCGAAACCCAAAGCUGAAAUGUCUCCGGUGAAAGACAAAAAAGAAGAACCUGCUAAAGUUACUAAAGAAAAAGAAGAAAUCAAACCUACUACCUCUAGCGGAUCUGAUCGUGAUGAGAAACGGAGGAACGCUUCUGCUCCCAGAAGGGAAGAAAAGCGAGAUCUUUCUAGUAAUCGUUCAGAAAGGACAGAAAGGAGAAGGAUAAGCCCCCCUGCUGUGGAUGUUAAGAAAGACGCUCGAGAACGUGAACAACGCGAGUUCCAACGUAGAAAAUCUAGAUCACCAAGAAAUCGUCGGGAAAGAAGACGAUCUCCCGAAUAUAGUCGUAGUCGACAUAAUAGAAGAAGCAGAUCUCGGUCCAAUGAGAGACGGGAACGAAAGGAUGAAAAAACUAAACGACGGUGUCGUGACUAUCACGAAGCGGGAUUCUGUUCUCGUGCGGAUAACUGUCAAUUCUUCCACGGUCCCGAUCCAGUAGUGCUGGACGACAUAGCUAUGGACAAAUUUGUGAACAAUAAUCAAAAGGCCCCUGCUCCAAACUUUAGUGUUCCUCCUCCUGGCUAUAAUACCUUAAACCCUCCUCCUCCUGGGGUGGAAGGAAACUUUGUGUCCGCUCCUGUUGAAGGAUAUAAUCCUGAGGCGCCAGGAAUGGCUUGUCCAGCAUAUUCUUUCCCUCCUCCUCCCAUUCCGAUGCAUAUGAACUGGGGUGGUGCUCCAUAUCAAGUUCCUCCACAAGGCAAUAUGAUUCCUUAUGAUAACGCGGGUUUACCAAUUGACUCUGGUACUGGUGGUCCAAUCCGGAAUACUGCCCGAGGUCGUGGUCGGGGCGGUAAUGUUAAUAUGGGUACUCGGGUACCAAAUCGUGGUGAUAAUAAAACUAUACAGGUCAAGAAAAUUCCUCCCGAGCAAAAUAAUAUUUCUAAAUUGAACGAACACUUCGCCUCGUUCGGAACCAUUGUCAAUCUCCAGGUUCAUUUUAACGGUGAUCCUGAAUCGGCUCUAAUCACUUAUAACAGUAGACAAGAAGCUGUAAAUGCUAUGAAAUCUCCUACUCCUGUAUUAAACAAUCGGUUUAUUAAAUUGUUUUGGUAUAACCCGGAAAAUAACGAAAACACUCAGUCAGGCUCACCAUCAGCCCCUAAUGGUGCUGGUCAUCGAUCGGACAAAUCAGCUCCUCCCCCAGUAGUUAAUCAACCCCCUCCUAAGGUGGCCACUGUGAGAGAAGCAAAGUUUGUUAACCCUGCUGUUCUGGAAAGCAGAAAUGCACUCUCUGCAUUGAAAGGUUCCUUGAAAGAACACAAGGCCCGAAGGAAUGUAGGACUUGAUGUACAGAAGAAAACUUUAACAUUCUUGGAAAAACUCGUUGAUAAGCAAAGAAUUGUGAUAUCAGCGCUGAGAGAGAACAAAGAGGUUGAGAAGAAAAAGAAGCUGAAAGAUAUUGCCCAGAGUCUUAGUGAGAAAAUCACAGUUGCAAAAACUGAUCAUGCUAAGCAAAUGGAAGAAAUCAAGAAGCUGUCCGAAAUAAUAACUGAUAUCGAGUCUCAGAUCAAAGCUAGGUCUGCUGGUAAUGAAGAGUCGAGAAACAGCGAGAGUCCUCCCUUGAAAGAGGAAGGUACUGUCACUGUUGUAACGACCAAAAACCUGCUGAAAGAAAACGCUGGUGAAGCUGAAGAUUGGAGUGCUCAAGACCCGUUGACCUUACUAGUGAAGGGUUUCGAGUCUGACCAGGAUGCUACUGUCCAGGAGCAGUUAUCGUUGUUUGGGGAUAUCAUUGAGGUGAAAAACGAGCUUUCUUCCAAUGGUAAGCCAGAGAAGUUCGUGACAUACAAAGCAAGAGAAGAUGCUGAAAUGGCACUGCUCACAGGGAUCGUGUUGAAUGAAGUUCCGCUGAGUAUUACCCCCCAAGAUGGUUUCCAAAACUUGAACACGAAUAAGCUGCUUCAGGGUAUUGACCAAAACGACUCCGAUGAUGAUUGA